UCAAGUGACAUAAGUCAGUCGACCCUCGACGGUUAUUUCAAUGAACGUUAGUUGCUCAGCGCGUACUUAUAAAAAAUAAAUUCAAAUCAGACACACCAGGAAAAAUAUCUUACUAUUAAACCGAUCUUCACGUAAUAAAAUUUCAGUCGUAGUGUUUACUGCACAAGAGUCAGAAGACCUAGAUUUAGUGCUAUAAAAUUGUACUCCUAUUUAGAAUCAAGCGGAAGGAUGGAAGAUCUUAGUUUUGUCCCAGAUCUCCCGAAGGGGCCCCUAGACGUUUAUCGAAAUACCGCCUCCUUUAACUGGAAGCGACUUAAAUUGGCCCUUGAAGGCGAUAUUGAUUCACUAAAAUUAAAGUACAAGAUAUGGCGGACGUUGGAAAAGGAUCCCUUGUUUGCACAUUCCGCUGUGACGUUACCAGUUGAAGAACAGAAGAGAAUCACUCAGCUGCAGUUAAAGAAGAUCAACGAGUACAAGUUCAUACCGAAAGAGAUGUUCAACGCCAGCUACAGCAAGCGGACGCGAACCAUAAUGACUAUCAACGAGGCCGUGCAGUCCCUCAACCCCAGCGUGUCAGUGAAGAUGGCCAUCGGUAUAUAUCUGUUCUCCAACGCGCUGCUCUCGCUCGGCACCGAGAGGCAUUUGAAAUUCUACGAAGCAACCAUUAAAACGCGUGAGAUCCUAGCAAGUUUCGCUCUAACGGAGGUGGCGCACGGGUCGGACGCGCGUCUGAUGCGGACCACCGCCACCUAUGACCCCUCCACCCGGGAGUUCGUCAUCCACACGCCGGACUUCGAAGCAGCCAAAUGCUGGGUUGGUAAUCUAGGUAGGACUUGCACACACACGCUGCUGUUCGCCCAGCUGAUCACACCGGACGGCACCAACCACGGCCUGCACGGGUUCAUGGUGCCCAUAAGGAACCCGGACACGCUGGAGACGUACCCCGGCCUCAUAGUGGGGGACAUGGGAGAGAAGAUCGGCGUUAACGGUAUCGACAAUGGGUUCAUAAUGUUCAAUCAGUACCGGAUACCGCGGGAGAACCUUCUGAACAGAACUGCUGACGUCACAGAGGAUGGCACCUACGAGAGUUCCUUCUCAGAACCUUCCAGAAUACUGGGAGCGGCUCUGGAGAAUCUGUCUGCUGGUCGCAUCGGCAUCAUGCAGGAGAGCUGUCAUUCUCUGUCCAGCGCCGUGUCUAUAGCGGUGAGGUACGCUGCUUCCAGGACACAGUUCGGGGACAGACAGAAGGAAACACCGCUCAUCGAGUACGAACUACACCAAUGGCGUCUGUUCGGCCACGUGGCGGCCGCGGUCGUGUUCAGACUGUAUAUAGAGAGCUUCACCAAGACAUACCUCGAGAUAGCAGAGAAAUCCAACGCGGGUCAUAGGGUCGACAACUUGAGCGAGACGGUGUCUGAGAUCCACGCGAUGGUGUCCUGCAGUAAGCCGCUGUUGACGUGGAGCGUGCUGAGGGCGGCGCAGCAAUGUAGGGAGGCCUGCGGCGGACACGGCUACCUUAAGUGUUCGAACCUGGGCGACAUCCGCAGCAACCACGAGCCGACCGUGACGUACGAGGGAGACAACAACGUGCUGUCGCAGCAGGCCGGCAACUGGCUGCUGAGGCAGUACGAGGCGGCGCGAGGGGGCGCGCUCCCCGACACGCCGCUCGGCACGCUCGCCUUCCUCACGGACGACGCCAGCCUCCACCGCACCUUCGCCUGCACCAGCACCGAACAACUCAAGAAUCCCGACUUCAUACUAUCGACAUACAAGUGGCUUCUGACCUGGAUGUUGAAGUACACGCACGAGAAGAACGAGUCCGAGCUGGCCAAGGGUCUGACGAAGGUCCAGGCGAGGAACAAGUCGCAGGUGUACAGGUGGAGGACCCUCACCAAGGUGUACGCCGAGUACCUCACGCUCAUGAUAUCGCUGGGGAGCAUCGACAGGAAGGAGCCGGGGCUCAAGCCGGUGUUGAUGAAGCUGUACUGCCUCUACGGACUCAGUGUGCUGGACGAGAACCUGGUGGAGCUGUACCAGGGAGGGUUCGCCAAGGGCGGGGACUGCGCGCGCCUCGUACGAGACGCUAUCCUGGAACUGUGCGCGGACGUGAAGGGCGAGGUGGUGAGCGUGGUGGACGCACUCGCUCCCACUGACUUCGUUCUCAACUCUGUGUUGGGCAGGAGCGACGGAAAGCUGUACCAGAACCUCCAGAAGUCGUUCUUCAGCCAGCCCGGCGUGUUCGAGCGCGCUCGCUGGUGGCGCGAAGUGGUUCCCGCAUCCAAACUAUAAUUAAUGAAGUCGUCGAGGUCACUCGAUCAGUUUGAUCGUCAUCAUAAACUGAACUUUUAAACUACGUUCGUAGGCUAUUUUUUAUAUUUUUAUACACCGAAGAUUUGUAUUUUUAGUGACAGUGUUUUUGGGUUAGACGACUGGCGUUGUACUUUAAUGGCGUAACUCAUGACUAUGGUUAGAGAUAUUUAUACGACAAUUUAGUGUGGAGCGCGCUCAUACCUGAACGCGCCAAGGGAUCGCCGAUUCCAUAAUAUAAAUUUUGAAAAUCUCUAUGGCGGAGUAGAAGAGAAAUACACGCCGAUAACAAUUUUACUUACACAAAUAUGUAAAUGUACCGUUUUAUCGAUGCAUAUCGUUUCUAGACAAAUGAAUUUAAAAUAUGUUACUGUUUACAACCUCACGAGCGGCGCGUGUGGUCCGGCGGCCGCGGGUGGAGCAUGUUACCAGUGGAAGUAUUAAUGACCUGAAUAAUUAAGUGUUCUCACGUCGUGCUAGAAGAGUUUAUGUAGUUGUAGUGUGGACGGGCGCGCGGCGAUACUUACAUGUUAUUGUUGAAUUUCCUUAUCUCGAUGGUUCGAAUAGUUCCCAACGCUGACAGCCUGCAGCCGCGCGGGCGACGUGUCCGGGCUGUGCUUAGUCCCGUGACUCACUGUUUAUAUGAAACUAAUCGACGGAUCGCUCGAGCGCUGAUAUUUAUAUAAUUUUAGUUAUAUUUUUUAUUCAUUAAGCUUUUCGCUUUCUGUCGCCGCUCGGCCGGGCCGUGGCGGGCCGUGGCGGCCGCUGGUCGCAUCCGACUAGUGACCGAGCGUCUGUCACAUGCGCACGCGCAGGUCGCACCAGAAACGUUCGUUUUUGUUUCAUAGGUAAUUUUUUUCCACUUAAUUUAAACUUUCUCCAUUCCUUUUCACGGUUCGGACCCAAUCCAAGGGUCGAGUACUUUUUACGUGCGCAACUUCUUUUUUUUUGUUUAUAUUUUUGAAAAGCACAAAAAUAUUUAUUUAUAGAAAUGAUAAUUGUUGUAGGCUGUUAUUAGUCGAUAAUGAAAAAUAUAUUUAAAAUAUUGUUACGAGCCCACUCCGACAUCCCGGAGGUUAUUUUAGAUAGUUAUAUUUUUUACCGUAUACUUUGUGUAUUUUAGCGAUUUUUCAUAAUCAUGUGCGGCCAUAAGUGUUUAUUAUUACUUUGGUUCGUCGUAAAGAACUUCCGAAAAGGUUUUCUAUCUGAUCACAUUUUUAUAUAUUGUCUCAAUUUGUUAUGUGAAUAGAGCAUUCGAUUUUUAUUAUUUAAUAUAUCCAUAUAAUUGCUGUAAUAAAUACAAUUUUGAAUUAUCAUUACUGAAUAAAUGUAUUACUAUACUUUAACUCACGUUCGGGGAACGGAACCGGUCCCCGCUGUCGGGUUUUUGUUUAACAUAAUGUGUUGUUGUAUCGUAAGUAGCAUAAUAGUUGUUGUCAGGGCUGAGUGUGACCGUCAGCCGAGGGUUGUGCUCGCGCCAGUCGCUGCGUCCACUCGCGCAUACCCUCGAGAUUAUCAUUCCCAGAAUGAAGUUAUUUACAAAUGUUUCACAGAAUAUAAAUAUUAAUUUUAACAUAUUUAAUGUAUGAAUUUUAAUGACCACGAGUUUCACUCUGAGUGCCUUCCUCUCGCGUGUUAUAAGCGAGUGGUCAGAGGGCGCGUGUCUUCGUUAUUGAAAUAAAUGUCUUGUAUGUGA
Molecule: messenger RNA, 4003 nt
Organism: Danaus plexippus (monarch butterfly)
Lineage: Eukaryota; Metazoa; Arthropoda; Insecta; Lepidoptera; Nymphalidae
Product: peroxisomal acyl-coenzyme A oxidase 3-like
Exons: 13
Coding region: 229-2289 (686 amino acids)
Biological process (GO): fatty acid beta-oxidation using acyl-CoA oxidase; lipid homeostasis
Cellular component (GO): peroxisome
Molecular function (GO): pristanoyl-CoA oxidase activity; fatty acid binding; FAD binding
Source: RefSeq, a predicted model, not a curated record